AUGGGCUCCCAGAAUAACGCUGAAGCCCCUGCGGGCACGGCUUCUUUCGCAGCGAUUUUGUUCGACAUGGACGGGACUAUCAUCGACACGACCUCUGCCAUCGUUGAGCACUGGCACAGAAUUGGAAACGAAAUCGGCGUUCCACCUGAGACUAUUUUGGAAACAUCUCACGGACGGCGAAGCAUUGAUACGUUGAAGCUGGUGGCGCCUCACAAGGCAAACUGGGAGUAUUAG
Colletotrichum siamense is the source of this 234-nucleotide messenger RNA. RefSeq names its product 2-deoxyglucose-6-phosphate phosphatase 1 (gene DOG1). Gene Ontology annotation, molecular function: beta-phosphoglucomutase activity; sugar-phosphatase activity. The record is from RefSeq and is a predicted model, not a curated record. Bases 1 to 234 code for a protein of 77 amino acids. The transcript has 3 exons. NCBI's taxonomy places the organism in Eukaryota, Fungi, Ascomycota, Sordariomycetes, Glomerellales, Glomerellaceae.